CAAAGGACUAUAAGCGAAAAUGUAUAAAUAUUGCUUCCAGUUACUUUGCUAUUUUUACUUAAUUUCUCAAUCUGUCUGUGAAGAAAUACGAUUUAAUGAACAAUCAUUACUGAACACAGUCGACAGCCGUUUUCUUAGUGUAGCUAUCGAUUCAGGAGUUAUACGAAGACACUGGGGCAAUUUUGUUCCCGAUUCUCCCACUGUUCAACUGCUGGCAUUGGCCCUGUCACCAUGUUACUUGCGAAUGGGAGGUACAGAUGCAGACUUCCUCAGUUUCCAACCUGACAAUACCAAUCAUCUGUACGGAACCUCUCUGUCACAAAGUUCAAAUCAAAAUGACAGUCAAUAUCAUAAGUAUUCCAGUUCUUCCAUAUUGAAUGAAAAUAUGGACAAAAAUCAUGUAACUACUUUGCACACGCAAAACAUCACAAGAGAUGAACCGCUUCGUAGAUCGAAAAGGGAUAUUGGUUUUUAUGGUGACGAAAAAAAGGAUCUGACUAAUUUUACAAUGUCUCCUGAGUUUUUUGAUGAAAUUCACCAGUUUGUCACAUCAGUCAGUUGGGACCUGAUAUUUGACCUAAACGUUUUGCUGCGUACCAACGACCACUGGAAUCCAACUAAUGCCAUGGAACUGAUGAACUACACCAUCAAAAAAGGCUACAAAAUGGCUGGCUGGGAACUUGGAAAUGAACCAAAUGCGUUCUAUCAUUUGAUAAAGUACAAAUUGGACGCGCAUAGAUUGGCUAAAGAUUACUUGAAGUUAAAGAAGGCGCUCACCUCCUUACAUUUAUAUGAGAAUAGCGUUGUUUUGGGCCCGUCUGUCACUCAACUUAACAAAAAACAUGUCGCUAAAUAUUUCAAAAGUUUUCUACAGUCAGGCGGUGGGGAUGUUGUUACUGGGGCCACCUUCCACCAUUACUACAUUAAUGGCCGAACCGCCACGUUGGACCAGUUCUACGACCCCACAGUGCUCAACUCUUUUGGCUCGGAACUGGUUACCGCAGUUAACAUCACUCGUACCCUCGGGACAAAGGCGCCCAUCUGGCUCGGGGAAACAAGCUCCGCAUGGGGUGGGGGGGCACCUGGCAUCUCUGACAGAUAUGUGGCUGGAUUCAUGUGGUUGGACAAGCUAGGUCUGGCAGCCAGGUUUGGAGUGGAUGUUGUGGUCAGACAGAGCUUUUAUGGCGGUCACUACGCCCUCCUGGACCAGCACACUCUACAGCCAAACCCGGAUUAUUGGCUGUCUCUCCUAUACAAGACUUUAGUAGGACAGGGUGUUCUAAAUGUCACCAAGCCAGAAAGUUCAGGGACGCUCAGGGUGUACGCCCACUGCACCAACACCCAUAGAUCGGCGUAUCCUGCAGGAAGUGUGACAUUGAUAGUACUGAAUGUGGGCUCUAGUGAGGUCAAGGUCACAUUACCAGGCGUACCAGUGACCUCUACCCUACAUUUAUACUGGCUCACACCUGAAGAGGGCUCUCUCACUGACCAGUCGGUGUCACUGAAUGGCCAACCAUUGCGGGUGGAGAAUAACAAGCUGCCCGACCUUCUCAUUCCACAGAAAACCACCGCCCCAGUGAACAUUCCAGCGCUAACGUUUGGUUUCAUUGUCUUGCCAGAUGUGAAUCUCACCAUUUGUUAUUCUUAGUGUUCUUUCAUUGAUGAACAAAAAUAAUUAAUUGUUGCCUGCUGCUUUUUAAAGUGUAAUUAAUGACUUUUGUAUAUUUUUGGCAUUUAGUGUGCAUAGGAAGGUGUUUUAAGGGGAAAUUAUGGUCUUUACAAGGUGUUUGGUUAUCUCAAAUACUGCACUGUUAUUAUGAUGGCUUUUGUAUAUUUUUUGCUUUUAAUGUACAUAAUAAUUAAAGUGUUUGAAAUAUUAUGAGGAAAUACUCAUGCUAACAAGAGUUUUUGAACACAAUUUGGUUUGUCUCAAAUAUUGUUUUGUUAUUACACAAAAUCAUCUCUAUGAGUUAUAUGCCCUUACAAAUACUUUGGGAAACGGCCAUUACUGAUGUUGGAAAAACACGUGGCUCAGUACUUUACAUGUCCUUCUUUAUAUGAAAGAUGACAAUGUUGCAUCACACUGUUUCUGUUUCUCUGCUGUAUUCUUUAUCAUAGGUAAUGUAAAUGUAUCGUCAUGCAAUAAUAUAUUAUUUAAUUAGAAUUAAAAUGUACAUGUAUGUUUAAGGGCGUAGCUGGCAAUAUGUAUAUGAGAAUGUGUGUGACAUUAAUUGCAUUAGUAAAAAAAUAAUAAUUAUAGUUUAAUAUUUAAAAAAACUGUUAUUCCCAUGGUAAAGAAAGGGCUGGUGUGUAUCAUUAAAAUUUGCCUAGCUUUACCCAUGUUGUUGAUGUUAAUUUACAUUGUUCUGUAUUUAAUAUUUCAUACACACUGAACAAAAUUGGUUAAUUCUUCGGUUUGGUUAAAGUUAGCCAUAAUGUUUAUUGAUUGGUCAAUAUUUAAUCAAAUAAUUAUUACUAACCAAUCAUAUCAUUUAAUUAUGCAAGUCAGACUACUGUGGAUAACUUAUCCAAGUUUUAUACAACUGGCUACAGAAGAUAGCUUACUUUGAAUACUUAAAUUACCACGCAAAUUUAUUUUGAAAACAAACACUUUGAACAUACAUGUUAGCCAAACAAAUGCAGAAUGACCUAGAAGCAUUAAGCUUAUAAAGCCAGCUGUGAAGCAAGUAUGUGUCCUGAAGGCCUGUAUCUCGUGUUUGAGGCCUGUAUCUCGUGUUUGAGGCCUAUAUCUCAUGUUUGAGGCCUAUAUCUCAUGUUUGAGGCCUAUAUCUCAUGUUUGAGGCCUACAUCUCAUGUUUGCAGAUCAAAGGCAUUUGUUCCUUUUUUCAUACUAUAUAUUAUAUAAAAAACACUCAUAUACAUGUAUUCUCAGAGUAUAUAAUUUCUUUAUUUUCUUUGUUAAGAGUUAAUAGGGACUAAACACCAGAUGAUACAACUGCAUGAAAAAAAAAUUGUCGAAUAUAGAAUACAUAGAAUUGAUAUCAUUGUGUACACUUUAAUACCAGUAAAUUUUAAAAAAUAGCGUCUGUAAUUGUAUCUGUACUAAUCACAUGACUUUCACAUGCUAAAUAUACACACUAUAAACUAUGAAACCCUUAUGCGCUAUUUUUAAACAGGUCAACUCAGCUAAGACAGCAACAAAAUAUUGUUUUAAUCAUGUUCAACAAUGUAUUAUUGGCUGCAUACUAUCUCGUCUUGUAGCCAUGUUUUGAGGAAAUAAUGAAUUUGCCGAUUAUGAACCAUCUGGUGUCUAGUCCCUUUAAAACUAGUAUAUUUUGAAACAUAGCAUAAUACAAUGUGCACUUAGUUUAUCAUUUCUAUUUUCAUGAAUAUCAUUUAUAUUUUAAUACCAUAAAAAUCAUUUCAGACUUAAUAAAUUAUGUGUACAUUAAUGCUGAUCUCAUUUUUUUUGUCAACCUGGUUCAAUAGGGUUCUUUAGUGCGGCCCCCAUAGGCCUGUUUUCCCCUUAAUGUCUAAUUUUGGCAUUGUCUUCAAUCCAGUUUGGCAUAUUUUAGCUUUACAUUAUGUUUUUAAAUAAAUUAUAAUACAUUCUUCAGAGUAAACCUCAUUGCUUACCACAGCUUAUCAAGUUAAAAAACACAUAAAUAUUGGCGUUCACUAUUUCGGCAGAUAAUGCAUUGCAAAUGUUGAUAACUAAUGGUGAACAAGUUAAUUAGAAUUAGCUUUUGGUUUCUGAAUCUUUUAAACAUGUCCAAGGUUUUAUGUGUUAGUUGAUAAGUUAACAAAGUAGUGAGGUCUAUGUUAUCAAUGUGAUGUAUCAUGUUGAAUACUUGUAUGAGAUCACCUCGCAACCUUCAAUGGUCUAGAGACAAUAUAUGUACUUUCAAAUCACUUAAUAAUAAUACUUUAUGCAUUGUAAUUAAUGUCUUUAGUGUCUGUUUUUUGGUUAAAAUAUGCAUGUACAUGUAUCUAAUUAUCAUACCCUUUAUCUGCACAGUUCUGUAUAGAUACAUACAUAUAUAGAUAUAUAUAUAAAUUAAAAAAGUAUGUAGAUUAAAAAUUAGUAAAAAG
This is a messenger RNA of Mya arenaria, 4053 nucleotides long. Its product is annotated as heparanase-like. Gene Ontology annotation, cellular component: extracellular matrix; membrane. Gene Ontology annotation, molecular function: hydrolase activity, acting on glycosyl bonds. The transcript has 10 exons. Bases 20 to 1648 code for a protein of 542 amino acids. NCBI's taxonomy places the organism in Eukaryota, Metazoa, Mollusca, Bivalvia, Myida, Myidae. The record is from RefSeq and is a predicted model, not a curated record.